UGAUAUCUGUAUUUCCACACACACAGCUGGCUGAUGGACUAACUUCAUUACAACACACACACACACAUACACACAAACACACACCUGCUGUAUGCACACUCACUAGCACACCUUGAUUAUAGGAAGGGGGACACGCACUUACACACAUCCACUCGCAAGCUCACACAGUCUGUCUGUGGCCAGAAGUCAACAUGGGUCUUGUGAUGGGAACCUUCUCCAUGCAAACCAAGCAGGUGAACUACCGCAAAGAUAAAGCUGACGAUGACCUGGAGAUGACGACGGUGUGCCAUCGGCCGGAGGGCCUGGAUCAGCUGGAAGCAAUAACCAAAUUCAGCAAAAGAGAGCUCCAGGUUCUCUACAGGGGCUUCAAGAAUGAGUGUCCGAGUGGUGUUGUAAACGAGGACACCUUCAAGCAGAUAUACUCCCAGUUCUUCCCACAUGGAGACGCCAGCACCUACGCACAUUACCUGUUCAACGCGUUUGACUCAGCGAGUAGCGGCUCCAUCAAGUUCGAGGACUUUGUCACAGCUCUGUCCAUCCUGCUGAGGGGCUCCGUCACAGAGAAGCUGCAGUGGACGUUUAACCUGUACGACAUCAACAGAGAUGGAUACAUCAACAAAGAGGAGAUGACAGACAUCGUCAGAGCAAUAUAUGACAUGAUGGGGAAGUACACUUACCCCGUCUUGAAACACGAUGCACCCAAGCAGCACGUGGAGGCCUUCUUUCAGAAAAUGGACAAAAACAGGGACGGUGUGGUCACUCUGGACGAAUUCAUCCUUUCUUGUCAAGAGGAUGAAAACAUCAUGAGGUCUCUGCAACUCUUUGAAAACGUCAUCUAGACGACAAAGAAGAGGGACGACGGUGCAAUAUAUGAAAAGCCCAGAGCAGGAGAGGAGAGAAGAACAAAGAGGAGGAGAGAUGCACACGCACAAGGAAAAGGAACUGCGUAGCCUGCAAUUGAAAUGAAACUAAGAGCUUCUUCGGGUUCUAUGUGUGUGUGUGUGUGUGUGUGUGUGUGUGUGUGUGUGAGUGUGAGUGUGAGAGACAGUUGCCUAAAAACUUCUUGGGAGGUGUCCUGCUGUAAGAAAUCCAUGGAGACAAAAAAAAACGUCUCUGGUUUUCAGAAAAUGUCCCUCAGACUUUAACCCUUCACUUGACCUUUACCACUCAUCUCGUCUCCA
Molecule: messenger RNA, 1181 nt
Organism: Pleuronectes platessa (European plaice)
Lineage: Eukaryota; Metazoa; Chordata; Actinopteri; Pleuronectiformes; Pleuronectidae
Product: Kv channel-interacting protein 1
Exons: 8
Coding region: 192-839 (215 amino acids)
Biological process (GO): regulation of potassium ion transmembrane transport
Cellular component (GO): voltage-gated potassium channel complex
Molecular function (GO): calcium ion binding; potassium channel regulator activity; transmembrane transporter binding
Source: RefSeq, a predicted model, not a curated record